UGUGUGUGAAACUGAAGCUGCAUUGAAUAUGAAAACCUGUAAAUCCAGUCAUUUGGAUUCAGGCGUAGAAUCAGACAUGCAGUGCAGAAGUGGACCAAGCUGUGUUGUGAAGUGCAGUUCGGAAAGGAUGGAGAAUGCUGCAAAGAGAAGACUGGCUGCCAAUGCCAGGGAGAGAAGACGGAUGCAAGGACUAAACACAGCCUUUGAUCGUUUGAGAAAGGUGGUUCCACAGUGGGGUCAAGAUAAGAAGCUGUCCAAGUAUGAGACCCUUCAGAUGGCUUUGAGUUAUAUCAUGGCUCUCACUAGAAUACUUGCUGAAGCAGAAAGAUACAGUACUGAAAGAGAAUGGAUUAGCCUUCACUGUGAGCACUUUCAUCCGGAGAGCUACCACCAUUACACGGGACAAAAAACGGCAACGGACAGUGAUCCUUAUGCACAGCGACUAUUGAGCUAUCAUCCUGAACACUUUCAAAUAGCUAAUUAGAACGAACUGUA
Messenger RNA from Fulmarus glacialis (Northern fulmar), 495 nucleotides. RefSeq names its product atonal homolog 7 (Drosophila) (gene ATOH7). The coding region runs from base 29 to 484 and encodes 151 amino acids. Gene Ontology annotation, biological process: regulation of DNA-templated transcription; neural retina development. Gene Ontology annotation, molecular function: protein dimerization activity. The record is from RefSeq and is a predicted model, not a curated record. The transcript has a single exon. Lineage: Eukaryota; Metazoa; Chordata; Aves; Procellariiformes; Procellariidae.